Messenger RNA from Cajanus cajan (pigeon pea), 1753 nucleotides. RefSeq names its product NAC domain-containing protein 73. Gene Ontology annotation, biological process: regulation of DNA-templated transcription. Gene Ontology annotation, cellular component: nucleus. The record is from RefSeq and is a predicted model, not a curated record. Gene Ontology annotation, molecular function: DNA-binding transcription factor activity; transcription cis-regulatory region binding. NCBI's taxonomy places the organism in Eukaryota, Viridiplantae, Streptophyta, Magnoliopsida, Fabales, Fabaceae.
UCAAAGCAAUCCCAUUUUUUUAUUCUUAUAUUUCCCUGUGCAACCAACCCUGUCUCUAAUUGUUGAUCUCAUUCUCUAUUUAGAUUUUUGAGCAUCUCUUUCUCACUUUCUCGUUAAGUGCAAGAAGGGUUUGUGGGAAGAACCAAUAUAUUCAUUCACUCAUGCAAAAGUGAGGGAGAAUUUAAUUCCUUACCACUCCUUAACAAGUAGUGGCAUGAGGGUAUAGCAAGCUUUAGAAGAGACAAGUUUCCCUUUUGUCCCUUUUAUUAAUUAUUACUACUUUAAAUCCCUCUCUUGACUCAAACGUUUCUCUCUCGAUCUCUUUUAGUUUUUGUUCCAUUUUUUUUAAUAGCAGAAGAAGAGGGAUACAACAAGGAAAAGAGGGUCUCCAUAAAUGGAAUGAAGAGUGUGGAAGAGAAGAGGAAAACAUUAAGGAAAUGACUCAGUGCAGUGAUCUUGUAAACAAUCGUCAUAACAUCAUAGUGGAGGGACGAAAGGAUAGUUUAAUUAGAACUUGUCCUACGUGUGGCCAUCAUAUCAAAUGCCAAGAGCAGGGUGGUGGAAUUCAUGACUUACCUGGACUACCUGCUGGAGUGAAGUUUGAUCCCACAGAUCAAGAGAUUCUUGAACAUUUGGAAGCGAAGGUUCGUUCUGAUAUUCAUAAGCUUCACCCUCUAAUUGAUGAGUUCAUUCCUACUCUUGAAGGCGAAAAUGGAAUCUGCUAUACUCAUCCAGAGAAGUUGCCAGGAGUUAGCAAAGAUGGCCUGCUACGCCAUUUCUUCCACAGGCCUUCCAAGGCAUACACAACAGGAACAAGGAAAAGGAGAAAGGUGCACUCAGAUGAAGAUGGAAGUGAGACACGUUGGCACAAAACAGGUAAAACUAGGCCAGUCUACAACAGUUCCAAGUUGAAAGGGUACAAGAAAAUUCUUGUGCUCUACACAAACUAUGGAAAGCAAAGAAAGCCAGAGAAGACAAAUUGGGUCAUGCACCAAUACCACCUUGGCUGUGAUGAAGAGGAGAAAGAAGGGGAGUUAGUGGUUUCCAAAGUUUUCUACCAAACACAGCCUAGACAGUGUGGUUCCCUAAUCAAAGACUCAUCACUUCCUGGGAAACAUAUGAAGGGUCAAAGUGUGCAUCAGGUGGUAAGUAACAACAAAAACAAUAAUGGGUUUGUUGAGUACUAUCAUUCAAAUUUCAUAUCAUUUGAUCAAGGUGGCCAACAUAGACCUACCACUGCUCAAGUAAUUUCCCAUUUUCCUGUCCAUGAAGGUGCUCCUUUCAUUCCUUGAAUGAAGUGAUGGAGAGUUAUUACAAGAUGAAAAUAUAUUAAAUAUAUACAUAGAAUUCAUAAUACUGAGGCAUCACAAUUAUAUAUCAUUGCAAAAAUAAAGUAAGUUAAUAACAUAUACUAUAGUUAGGAAGGGAAUGAAAAGGUGGGAAAUAAUAAGGAGAGAAAUUGUGCUUCAUUUGAAAGCUAAUGCAUAGAUACUCAUAUUAAGGAAGAAAGAGACUGGGGAAGUAAAGAAGAAGAUUUAGAUAUAUAUGUAACAUUUUUCUUUCUUAAUUUUCUUCCCUCUCUCUUUGUAUUUUUUGAGGGUACGUAGUUUCUAUAUAUGUCAUGCUUUGUACAGUAGUGUCAAAGGCAUCAUGUCCUAUGAAUCAAGAAAGGCAUCAUGUCCUUGCUUGUGUAAUUAAAGACUAACCAUCAACCUGUACAAACAUGACUUUUACCCUAAAGAGUCUUCAACUG